This is a messenger RNA of Cryptotermes secundus, 3925 nucleotides long. It is a transcript of the gene ValRS, whose product is annotated as valine--tRNA ligase. Lineage: Eukaryota; Metazoa; Arthropoda; Insecta; Blattodea; Kalotermitidae. Gene Ontology annotation, biological process: valyl-tRNA aminoacylation. The record is from RefSeq and is a predicted model, not a curated record. Gene Ontology annotation, cellular component: cytosol. The transcript has 18 exons. Bases 216 to 3761 code for a protein of 1181 amino acids. Gene Ontology annotation, molecular function: ATP binding; aminoacyl-tRNA deacylase activity; valine-tRNA ligase activity.
UGCAGGUUUUAGUUGCAUAGUGAUACGACUGAAGGUACGGAUCAGGAUCCCGACGUCACGUUGAUGUGGGUUGGUUAGGCAAGUUCUAUCGCGUGGUUAUCGUGAACGGUCGUGAAGGUAGUAUCAAUGUGGCUGAAGCAAGUUUAGGCUUUCGUUCUGUUAGGCUGCGAGUGAGUAUUUAACGUGUGCUGAAAAGUAAACUUCAUUCGCAAAAAAUGUCUGAAAGCGUAUGUAUUGUGAACGGAAAUGUCGAAGGCCUCAGUGGAAAUGCCAACGGCCUUGGAAGUAAAUGUGGCCAUUCGGAAGAGCCCCCCAAAACUGCAAAGCAGUUGCAAAAAGAAGCAAAGAAGAUAGCAAAACUUGAUAAAUUUAAACAGAAGAAGGAUAAGCAAAAGGAUGCGCCAGUACAAACGAAAGAAAAAGUCGAGAAGAAGGAAAAGAAAAAGGAAGUGAGAGAGGCAGCCAUAUACAGCAUUCCAACACCAGAGGGAGAGAAGAAGGAUACAACGUGUCCUAUGCCUGAUGCGUACAGCCCACAGUUUGUUGAAGCAGCAUGGUACAGUUGGUGGGAGAAGCAGGGGUUCUUCAAGCCAGAGUAUGGGAGGAAGAGUGUGCUAGAAGCCAAUCCCAAAGGGAAGUUUGUGAUGGUGAUUCCUCCUCCAAAUGUGACUGGUUCAUUACAUCUUGGCCAUGCUCUUACAAAUGCAAUUCAGGAUGCACUUACAAGAUGGCAUCGAAUGAAAGGGCGAACUGUCCUUUGGAAUCCUGGCUGUGACCAUGCUGGUAUUGCAACACAAGUUGUGGUUGAGAAGAAAGUCUGGAGGGAAGAGAAUAAGACUAGACAUGACAUGGGACGAGAGAAGUUCAUUGAAAAGAUUUGGGAAUGGCGUAGAGAGAAGGGUGACACAAUCUAUCUGCAGUUGCGCAAGCUGGGUUCCUCUUUUGAUUGGACAAGAGCCCGUUUUACUAUGGAUCCGCAGUUGUGUAGAGCUGUGACUGAAGCCUUUGUCCGGUUGCAUGACGAAGGGGUUAUUUAUCGUAGCAAUAGGCUAGUGAACUGGUCUUGCACAUUGAAAUCUGCUAUUUCUGAUAUUGAGGUGGACAAAAUUGAGUUGAGUGGUCGCACAUUGCUCUCAGUACCGGGCUACACGGAGAAGGUGGAGUUUGGCGUGUUGGUCUCUUUUGCAUAUACAGUGGAAGGUGGUGAGGAUGAGGUGGUGGUGGCCACUACACGUGUGGAGACCAUGUUGGGAGAUACGGCUGUUGCAGUGCAUCCUGAAGACACACGUUACAAGCAUCUGCAUGGCAAAUUUGUUGUGCAUCCUUUCUGUGAUAGGAAACUGCCAAUUGUGUGUGAUGACUUUGUGGACAGGGAAUUUGGCACAGGUGCUGUCAAAAUAACUCCUGCGCAUGAUCCCAAUGAUUAUGAUAUUGGCAGACGUCACAAUCUUCCUUUUAUCACUAUUUUUAGUGAUGAUGGAUAUAUCAUUGGUGAUUAUGGAAUGUUUUCUGGUAUGAAAAGGUUCCAUGCACGUAAUGCCAUAACUGAGGCUUUGAAGGAAAGAGGAUUAUAUCGAGAAACUGUAAACAACCCCAUGGUGGUUCCAAUUUGUAGCAGAUCAAAGGAUGUGGUUGAACCACUCAUCAAACCACAGUGGUAUGUCAGAUGUGAUGAAAUGGCAGAAUCUGCAAAAGAAGCUGUAAGAAAUGGUGAGCUGAAGAUCAUUCCUGAACACCAUACAAAAAUAUGGUUCCAUUGGAUGGAUAAUAUUAGGGACUGGUGUGUGUCGAGACAGCUGUGGUGGGGUCACAGAAUUCCAGCAUAUUUUGUUGCUGUGGAUGAUGCCUCCAUUCCAGCAGGCAGUGAGAGUGAUAAUGAAUACUGGGUCAGUGGACGUAACAGAGAAGAAGCACUGGAUAAGGCAUGCAAGAAAUUUGGAGUUCCAAGUUCAAAGAUCACACUGAAGCAGGAUGAAGAUGUCCUUGAUACAUGGUUUUCUUCAGGCCUGUUUCCAUUCUCCAUAUUUGGUUGGCCAGAUGAGACAGAUGAUCUUAGAGCAUUUUAUCCAGGAACUCUAUUGGAAACAGGACAUGAUAUUCUUUUCUUCUGGGUUGCUCGGAUGGUGUUCUUUGGCCAGAAGCUCUUGAAACAACUUCCAUUUCGGGAAGUAUACCUCCAUCCAAUUGUUCGAGAUGCUCACGGUAGGAAAAUGAGCAAGUCCCUUGGCAAUGUGAUUGAUCCAAUGGAUGUGAUCACAGGCAUCACAUUAGAGAAACUUCAGCAGCAGCUUCUUGGCAGUAAUCUGGAUCCAAAAGAAAUCGAGAAGGCUAAAGAAGGACAGAAGCAAGACUACCCAAAUGGCAUACCAGAAUGCGGUACUGAUGCGCUGAGGUUUGCACUUUGUGCAUACGUAUCACAAGGCCGAGAUAUCAAUUUGGACAUCCUUCGUGUUCAGGGAUACCGAUUCUUCUGUAAUAAAUUGUGGAAUGCAACGAAAUUUGCCCUCACGUAUUUGGGUGAUGACUUCAGACCUGAUCAGAAGAUUCAGAAUGUAAGAUUAGGAAGAGGACAUGAGAGAAAUGAAUGCAUCAACUCAUCUAGGUUGGGAAAUGUUGAGUCUGUGGUUUCAGACUGCUUGCAGCAUAAAGAAGUGUUGCAGCUGAACAGAGCUCUGGAAAUUUUGAAUUUGCACCUUGCAGAUAACAGUUACAUAGAUGGAUUCACCCCAUCCCAUGCUGAUUGUGCUGUAUAUGAAAGUUUGAGUGAGAAUGUUGAUGUGUGUGAUACAGGCAUUAGAGGAAGGUACCCACAUUUACAGAGAUGGUUUAGGCACAUUGGUAGUUUUGGCGAAGACAGAAGUUGUUUCAGAUCAUCUGAACUUGGAAGCAGCGGAUGCAAGGUUGUUGGAAAUGAGACAGCAAUGGACCUGUGGAUGCUUAGUCGCAUAUCAGCAGCAGUGGAUCAGUGUAACAAGGGAUUUGAAAAUUACGACUUUCCAAUGGUUACAACUGCCUGUUACAAUCUUUGGUUGUAUGAACUUUGUGAUGUAUAUCUUGAGUGCCUGAAGCCAGUGUUUCAGAGCAAGGACACGACAACUGUUCUGACAGCCAAGACAGUCUUGUACACCUGUCUUCAUGUGGGUCUUCGCUUGCUCUCACCGUUUAUGCCAUUCAUUACAGAAGAAUUAUUUCAAAGGCUUCCACAUAUACCUGGACAGGAUGCUCCUAGCAUCUGUAUUGCACAGUAUCCAGAUUUAAAUGAGUGUCCAUGGAGAAAUACUGAAGUGGAAUCUCAAGUUGAAUUUGUGCAGAAGAUUGUGCACAUUGUUAGGUCUGCAAGGUCAGAUUACAAUCUUCCAAACAAAACCAAAACUGAAGUGUACAUGGUGUGUUCUGAUGAGAUAGCUGUUGUUCUGCGGAAAUACUGUUCUGCCAUGUGUACCUUGGCAUAUUGUUCCAAAGUGGAAUUCAGCAUGUCUCCACCACAGGGCUGUGCCAUACUGACACUGUCUGACAAGUGCGAGGUGCACUUGUUGCUAAAGGGACUGAUUGAUCCAGCCAAGGAGCUAGUGAAACUUCAGAAGAAACAGGACCAACUUGAGCAACAAGUAAGCAAGCUGAAGCAAGCAAUGGCUGCUCCAGACUACUGCACCAAAGUUCCAGAGGAAGUGCGUCUGAGCAACACUGACAAACUGACACAGACAGAAGGGGAAUUACUACGCCUUCUGUCUGCUAUGACUUCACUUAGAAGUAUGCAAUAAUUAUUUGUUGUAUCUCAUAAAUAUAAAAGUAUUACUGAUCAAGGGAACUGGUUCACAGGUGUUAUGGUCACUUGUACAAACAAAUUUCAGUAUUCAGAAUUACUGGGGUUUUGGAGUUUCUCCAUUGGCCAGUAUUCUAAAAACUGGAAAACAGAUCCAGUUUC